AUGGCCUGGGUGCUUUACAUCUUUGCGGCCAUGGCCGUGCCGCCUCUCUGUGCCGCACAGGGCCCAGCUUAUGAAGGAAAAAGCCUCUCCAUGUCAGGAUUUCAUCUUUGUACCAAGAAUGAGACCAGAAAUGUGAGCGUCCUGGUGGUGCACAAUGUCGCCCGCAAGGAGGAGAAGCCUUGUGGCGGCUGGCUGAUGUGGAUGACCUGCACGGUCACACUGUACCAGAUGGUCCACCAGAUCGAGUACAGAGAAGUCGAGCACCAGGUGACCCGGUGCUGCGAUGGCUACGAGAGAGUUGGUCGAUACUGUGCCCCCUCUGUUAAGAGGAGUGACGCGCUCGCUGCCAAGCCCGGAUCCUGUCCAAGAGCUGAUGGAUUCAUUCCCACAUCUGAAGACAGUGGGCGGGACUGUGAGUGGGACAUCCACUGUCCAGACUGGCAAAAAUGCUGUCCGGCGUCCAACGGAUCUGUCUGCACUGACCCUCACAGUGUCGCUAAUGCUGGCAGAUAUCGCUUUAAUGCCACUGUGACUGUAAGGACUGACUAUCAGCAGCUUUUGAUCAAGAAUGGAAGUCUUCUUAAUCACACCAGGAUACUUCAGGCAAUGGUGCCUGGCGUGCUGCAGGCGGACCCGCUGGUGUACUAUCUGGCCUCUUGGCCGGUGCAUCCACACAGAACAGCGACCUCUCUGCUGAUCGACAGCAGCUCUGCUCUUUCACUACACCAUGUCAGGUCCAGGCUACUGCUCCUCCUCAAACACAUACAGGAAGUGACAUCUGUGAGCGUGGACGAUGUCAACGAGUGUGCGCACGCAUCCCUCCGUCACUGCUCCCCUCAUGCGGAGUGUGUCAACACAGUGGGCUCCUACCAGUGCACAUGCACACAGGGCUAUUUAGAUGCUGACCCCGUCAACACUGGAGUCAACUGCACAGCUCCAGCUAUCACCAGCGUGCAGGUGGCCAACAUCACAGGAACAUCCUUCUGUGUGUACUGGUCCACCGAAAGUGAGGACGUUCAGGCCUUUAGGAUCACAGUGCACGCAGGAUCUGAGGCGGUAGCAGCUUGGGAUACCAAUAAUACCCUGGUGAAGGUGGAAGAGCUGAAGCCUGCUGUACUCUACAACGUGUCUGUUGAGCUGAGUAUCCAUGGAAACCAGGUCCAUACAGUUCACGUCGUGGUCAAAACUGAGGCUCAGACUGUCGACGCCACCACUCGACUCACCAACAUCCAGUUCACCGAUGACCUGAUGAACAGCAGCAGCGAGGCCUUUCGCAACCUCAGCGACAGCAUUAAAGAAGAGAUCUACAGAGCUCAUGAGCUAGAGGCCCUGGUGAAUUCUGGCCAGCUGAGAAUCGAGAUAAAGAACUUCUCACCAGGCAGUGUGGUGGUCAACUUCACCAUCGUCUUAAUUCCAUCUGACAGUCAAGACAUCGCAAAUACUUCCAAGGUGGUGAUCAACUCUCUGACCAACAGCUCCAAAUAUGCAGUAGAUGAAGACAGCACGAGCGUCACAGAUUUUGAUGAAUGUGCUUCGGGUGAUCACGACUGUUCCCAGAAGGCUGACUGUAUAAACAGCUGGGCCUCCUACACAUGUGUUUGCCAGGACGGGUUCACAGACAUCAACACACAGAGGCCAGGGAGAGCCUGUCAAGCUGCGCUGAGGACGACGCUUCCAACCUUGUCUGCUUCCUCAAUGGCAAACACAGUCUCCCAUCCCAGCACAACCACCCGAGCCUCAGCACCUGCAACUGCUGCAGGAGCCACAACUCUGACCUUUUCCACCGUGACCACAAAUGCACCUACAUUUACUGUUCCAUUCUCUCUUUCUGAUGCACCCACCUCUGUCUCCACUGCUCUCUUGCGUAGCACAACACCGACCUUCUCUGCCUCCCCUCUCGCCACUGUUUCCUCAUCGACCGCUCUCACAUCUCACUCCACUACGUCCAGAUCUGAAGACACAAGCCCAACCACUGCACCCCCAGAACAAAGUAGUGCAACCACAUUCCAGUUUGUUUCUCAUACGUCGACAUCCGCAGCACCCAUGUCUACACCUGUACACCUCCUUCCUCAGUCUACCACCUCCGUGUCAACACCAACCACGCCCGUACCUACAUCUACAGCCGCCUCCUCGUCUGCCGCACCUGCGACCCUGACAACCGCAUCAGUAACCCCAUCAACUGCACCAUUCACCAUGACUACCUCACCUACACCUACCACAACCAUGUCUACAUCAAUGGUACCUACGACCCAGUAUGGUACAGCCACAACUCUACCCACUGCUUCUUCAAGCCCUGCAACCGGAAUCAUAUCUUCAUCCACAGCAACAUCAACGUCUGCACCUACAUCCGUAUUUACCACCCCAUCCUCUACACGCAUGAACCCCUCGGGUGCACAAUUUAUCCAGAGUACUACGACUGGAACCCCAACCACUGCACCCACACUCCGAUCGACAGCCCCUACAGCAGCUGCUAUUGCCUCCCCAACCCCAUCUACAGCACCCUCAACCCCAUCGACAGCCCCUACAGCAGCUACUAUUGCCUCCCCAACCCCAUCUACAGCACCCUCAACCCCAUCUACAGCACCCUCAACCCCAUCUACAGCACCCUCAACCCCAUCGACAGCCCCUACAGCAGCUACCAUUGCCUCCCCAACCCCAUCUACAGCACCCUCAACCCCAUCGACAGCCCCUACAGCACCUACUGUUGCCUCCCCAACUCCAUCUACAGCACCCUCAACCCCAUCUACAGCACCCUCAACCCCAUCUACAGCCCCUACAGCAGCUACUAUUGCCUCCCCAACCCCAUCUACAGCACCCUCAAGCCCAUCUACAGCCCCCACAGUGUCUACAACUGCACCCACAACCUUGUCAACAUCACAUUUCAUCCAAACUACUACUACUUUAACCACAUCUCCUGAAACCAUAACCCCAUCGACCACCCCCAAACUAUCAUCUCCCACACCUACACCAUCCACUGCAGCCACACAGACAUCUACCUUCACCACACCUAUCUCACUACCUUUAACAUCUACAGCCCUUACAGCUCCUCCAUCUCUCCCCACAACCAUGAGCCAAUUGACAUCCGAAGCUCCAAAAUCCAACACCACAAAAUGCCAGGAGUCUUUGUUAGAGUCCAUUUCCGUCCAGUGUAGAGUAGCAGCCAUCACUGUCACUAUUGCCAGAGACGUCCUGCAGCAGUGUCGGAUCAUGGAGAGUAGCCUCUACCUUGGCCUGGAGGACUGCGGCGUCAACAGCAGCAACGCCACCCAUGUCCAACUGACUGUGGCAUGGAACGAGUGUGCAACAAGCCUCCUCCAUAACGACUCCGCCUACACAGUAACGGUGACGCUCCUGAACAAGAUGAAGCCGUACGUGUCUCCCACUGGGACCGUGGAGGCCAUCAGGAUGCGCCUGCAAGUUCCUAUCAUGUGCACCUACAUGAGAAGCAUGCUGAUGUCAGCUGACUUCAGCUCUGUAGGUUAUGACAUGAUCAAGGAUGUCAUCUCGAGCUCCGGGUCCUUCCACGUGACGGUGCAGCUGCUGAAUGGAACAGUGCCUCUGCCCCACAACUACACCUUAACCUCGGACGACGUGGUGGUGGUGGAGGUCAGCAUGAACACGUCUGUGGAGCAGAUCAAAGUAGUCAUCCACUCCUGCUGGGCCACCACGUCCCCGAACCCGGCUGACGCCAUCCGCUACACCUUCCUGGACAACAGAUGUUCUCUGAACUCCUACACCAAAGUUCUGAUGAACGGGAACUCCAGCACCUCCAGUGUGUCAGUCCAAAUCUUCUCUUUCGUCAACGCCAAAAUGAUCUACCUUCACUGUCAGGUGCAAAUCUGUGUGCAGAUGGGCUCCGACACCUGUGUGCCGGACUGUGUGCAGAGAACAGCUCGCCUCUCCAACACAAUUGGAACAGCUUUCGGCAGCUCCGGGCCUCUUCUCAACGCCGGUGAGGACUCCGCGGUGGAUGAGAGCGACACCUUGUACGUGGUGGGAAUCGCGUGUCUGGGUGUCAUUCUGACGCUCGCCUUCGUCAUCGGCUCCGUCUGCCUCUUCUACUGUCAGAGGAACCGCAUCGGACACUACAACUUCAACGUGAAACCCAAAGAGGAGAAGUUCAGCUACUUGGUGUUCAACACUUAGAGGUGCAGUAGUGGCUUAUGACCACUGGUCGGCGCGCCUUCAACAGCUAUUGGAAAGCCAUGAAUAAUCCGCUUUAUCAUGACAUGUUACUUCAGUUCUCAAAUGUG
Molecule: messenger RNA, 4253 nt
Organism: Synchiropus splendidus (mandarinfish)
Lineage: Eukaryota; Metazoa; Chordata; Actinopteri; Syngnathiformes; Callionymidae
Gene: umodl1
Product: uromodulin-like 1
Exons: 16
Coding region: 1-4146 (1381 amino acids)
Cellular component (GO): extracellular region; cell surface
Molecular function (GO): peptidase inhibitor activity; protein binding; calcium ion binding
Source: RefSeq, a predicted model, not a curated record